Cladophialophora psammophila CBS 110553 is the source of this 513-nucleotide messenger RNA. RefSeq lists its product as uncharacterized. The transcript has a single exon. The record is from RefSeq and is a predicted model, not a curated record. Lineage: Eukaryota; Fungi; Ascomycota; Eurotiomycetes; Chaetothyriales; Herpotrichiellaceae. The coding region runs from base 1 to 513 and encodes 170 amino acids.
AUGGCGACUUUCAUCGCGUAUCAACCACGAGCAAAUAAAACGUCCUUCAGAAACCGCGUCUUCGGCAAAUCUUCCACAGUCGGCCUCCACAGUCAAUUGUCGAUCAGAAAUAGCUCCAAGUAUCCGCAACAGGAACGGCCUACGGACAAUACGGGUUUCGUCGCUUUGGUGGAUUUAACUACCUCUGCCCGGGACUCCGCUCGAGAAUAUCUAGUGGAGCAAGAGAUUUUGGGACUAACAGCUCAUGAUCCCGACAGACGCGGCGUUCAAGUUGCCAGAGUCCGUAGCAAUGACGCGAUCGACAGUGACGUGGUUGAAGAAAGCGAAGAAUGUGACAACCACGACAACAUUGACGAUAAAAGCGAAAUCAGUAACCUUCUAUCGCCCACGGCCAUCUUUUCCCGAAGCGACUCAGGGUUUGGAGGAAGUGCCGGCCUUAGCAGCAAGGCUUCCACAUCACCCAUUUCCAUUGACAGGAUCGGCGAGGUGUGUUGGCAAGAGGACGACUGUUGA